AAAAGCAAACGUCAACUGUCACAUGACAAUCAAAAUUUGGUCAAGGUUAUGUUAUGUGUUUUGUUCUAACGGUGCAUAUAAUUAUCAAGUUUUUUUAUGGUUUUGUCCAAAGAAGUCGUACAAAAUAUUUACUAUGCAUAGAAAUAGGGUAUGGUGUAAAUUUACAUCAUUAUGCAGUAUUGUCAUCUGUGAAAAUAUUUUGACAGAUAAAGCCAUAGAAGAAUAUCUAACACAGCUGGAGGAUGGUUGGCUGUCGGAAGACGGAAUGGAGGCUGAAGAUUCUGACGAUGAUAACUUACCUGAUCCUCACUAUACAAGAGACGAACCUCUAAGUAUAUUAGAUGAUGUAAAUGAUGAUGAAGACUGGCAGGAUGUUAACGAAAAUGACCCUCCUCUUGUUGAAGAAAUGGUGGAAGAACAAGAAAGCCAAAGCAGAGUUCCUUGUGGUGCUAUUUUCAGCACAUUAUUGGACAAAAGAAAACUGAUUUGGAAAAAGAGAAACAUGGAAUUAGAUGAGGAUAAAAUUACAUUCUUAGGCAGGAGACAGCGACGCUGGAAUCUUAUGCUGGAAUCUGUUGCUGCAGACUACCAGGUUUCGAGCCCCGGCGUAGUCGGUCAGCCUAUGUCCGUUGCCGGUUGUUUCAUUGUGCAGACUGAAUUUCCCGACUGA
This is a messenger RNA of Anastrepha ludens (Mexican fruit fly), 670 nucleotides long. RefSeq lists its product as uncharacterized. Lineage: Eukaryota; Metazoa; Arthropoda; Insecta; Diptera; Tephritidae. The record is from RefSeq and is a predicted model, not a curated record. Bases 23 to 670 code for a protein of 215 amino acids. The transcript is spliced from 4 exons.